GAACAACACAACUGCUUCGACUCAACGGAUCACCGUAGCUGUCUUCGCGGCCCCGCAACGAGAGAACCGACGACGAGCUCGUGUCGUCCCUGGUUGAAGGAGACGCAGUUCGUCGCACUUCAUGCUUGUUUCAGACGGCUUUGCCUUGCCGACAAUCGAUUCUUGGACUUUCUCCUGCAGACCAUCACUCUGCUGGCAAUCUCGCCCGAACACGCCGAUGGCCAGCAAAGAUGAUGAACGAUGUGGAACCCGCAAGUCUCGCUAUAUAAUACCCUCUACCGUCGCACCCACUCCAGUUCUCCGUCAUGUCCUCUCCAGAAAGCACCAGUAAACUACAACGCGGCCAAGCAUGUUUCAAUUGCAGACGACGUAAGAGA
Mycena citricolor is the source of this 377-nucleotide messenger RNA. NCBI's taxonomy places the organism in Eukaryota, Fungi, Basidiomycota, Agaricomycetes, Agaricales, Mycenaceae. The record is from the annotation of a GenBank genome assembly.